Gadus chalcogrammus (walleye pollock) is the source of this 2052-nucleotide messenger RNA. RefSeq names its product origin recognition complex, subunit 5 (gene orc5). Gene Ontology annotation, cellular component: nucleus; nuclear origin of replication recognition complex. Gene Ontology annotation, molecular function: DNA replication origin binding. The coding region runs from base 450 to 1790 and encodes 446 amino acids. Gene Ontology annotation, biological process: DNA replication; DNA replication initiation. NCBI's taxonomy places the organism in Eukaryota, Metazoa, Chordata, Actinopteri, Gadiformes, Gadidae. The record is from RefSeq and is a predicted model, not a curated record. The transcript has 14 exons.
CUCCCAUGUAAUGUAGCGGCGCGGGAAAUCCUGUCAGUGUUGUAAAGUUUACUUUAGGCAGAAUUGUUUACAUCUAUUUAACUGGUUUAGUAAAUAGAUAUCAUAUUUGAACCCGGCGUUUCUGUGGUGUCGGAACUUGUACCACUUAUGAAGAUUAACUGAAGUCAUUGAAGUGUUUCCAGUUUUCUACAUGCAACUUUGAAGGCUAAGGCUAGCUUGAAGGUCUGUUAUUAACAUGUAAUCUCAGUGGAAGAGACGGACUGGUUUAACAUGUAACUCAGUGGGAGGACACAAGCUGGUUUUUACAUUUAACUUAGUGCGAGGACUGGUUUUUACAUGUAACUCAGUAGGAGGACACAGACUGGUUUUUACAUUUAACUCACUGGGAGGAGACGGACUGGUUUUUACGUUUAACUCAGUGGGAGGACUGGUUUCUCGCGGGCUCCAGGAUGACGGCCUCUCUUCAGCACCCGGGCUACGACCCAGAGAGACUGCUGUGCGUCGCAGAGAAGAUGCCGUGCCGAGUCUCCCAAGCGGGGACUCUACUCUCGCUCAUGGGGGAGCCAGCCCAGUACAGCUAUCCUUCCAUAUUUCUCUACGGACACCGGUCCACAGGGAAGAGCCACGUGAUCAACACUCUGCUGAUGGACCUUGAGCUGCCCCACGCCACGGUGAGCUGCGUGGAGUGUGUUUCCGUGGGGCUGAUGUUUGAGCGCGUGCUGCUGGCGCUCUUCGGUCCGGACACCUCCUCCCUGCUCCCUCGCAGCCCCUCGCUCUCAGACUUCGUCCGUAUCUACCGGCAGCAGGCCCCCCUGAGCCCAGCCAAUCAGACGCGCUACAUCGUCAUCGAGAAGGCAGAGCUUCUGAGGGACAUGGACUCAAACCUCCUCCCUGUUCUCGUCCGCUUGCAGGAACUGGUUGAUGAUAAUGUCACAGUGAUCCUGCUCAGUGAGAUCGUCUGGGACCGGUUCAGACCAAACACCGGCUGCUUCGAACCCUUAAUCCUGUAUUUUCCGGACUACAGCAAAGGUGACCUCCAGCAGAUCCUGUCCCAGGACAUCCACCCCUCCUACUCUCCGGAACUGUACUCCGCCUUCAUCAACAUCCUGCUGGGGGUCUUCUACUCCGUGUGUCGGGACCUCCGGGAGCUACGUCACCUGGCUGCCCUCAACUUCUCCAAGUUCUGUGAGCCUCUGAAGGAAGGAAAAGUGAAGGAGAGCGACACCCACAAGCUGUGGAGGAACAUCGAGCCGCAUCUGAAGAAGGCCAUGCAGACCGUGUAUCUCCGAGACGUCUCCAGUGUCCAGUGGGAGCAGCAGCUGCAGCAGACGGAGGAGAAGGAGUGUGCUGCUUUGAAAGGGCUGUCUGCCCACGCCCACGUAGAGCUGCCCUACUACUCCAAGUUCCUGCUGAUCGCUGCCUACCUGGCGUCCUACAACCCGGCCCGCACCGACCGCCGCUUCUUCCUCAAGCACCACGGUAAAAUCAAGAAGACCAACUUCUUAAAGAAACAUGAAAAGACCAGUAACCACCUGCUGGGGCCCAAGCCCUUCCCCCUGGAUCGCCUGCUGGCCAUCUUCUACAGCGUGGUGGACAGCAGGGUGGCCCCCAGCGCCAGCGUCUUCUCCCAGAUCUCCUCUCUGGUGACCCUACAGCUGCUCACCCAGCUGGGACACGACGACCAGCUAGACGCCCCCAAAUAUAAAUGCGCCGUCGCCCUGGACUUCAUACGAGCCAUCUCAAGGACUGUGAACUUCGACAUCGUCAAGUACCUCUACGACUUCCUCUAAACAUGACAACCUUGUAGCUUUAUACCAAUCUAGAACCUCAAUAUGAAAUAUGAGAGUCCAUUCGACAUCAAGGACCACAGGGCCGUGUUUGUAGAAUGCUGCCCCCUAGUGGUCGACCGAUGGUUUACUUGGUUGAAUAGAUCUGUGGCACUUAUUUCUCUACUUGCAUCCAAAUGCAAUAAAAAAUGAUACAUUUCACAUGUGUAAAUAUGGACGACAUCAUGGAAUCUAUAAUAAAUAUGAAUCUUCAGAUCAUGCUGUU